AUGACCCUUUGCCUUGGCUUUGGCCAGGCCCUUUUCUCUCUGUUGAAUGUUCCAUUAAACUUCAAACAAUGAGUUUCCUCCCGGAGGCAGAGGGUGAUAUGGAAAUUAGAAUAGUCUGCCAACGUUGCAGGCAAAGGUUUUCAGCAUCAACCAAUACUGAAACAGUUAUUUGCCCGCAUUGCCAUACGGUAAAUCAAAAUCGAACAAUAAGGAAACAAUCAUCUUCCCAAGAGCAUGGCAGGACAAGUCCUCCGUUGAUAGGUACCUCUAUGAGGGAAAAGUUGAAGAAAAUUCUGCACUGUAGCACCCAGAAACCUGCUGCUUCAGGGUCAUCAUCGACAAAUUACUCUACGCUUUGUGCUUUGGACAACUCUGGCGUUUCGGCGAAGAAACGAGCGGUGCUUUGCGGUGUUAGCUACAAGAACUGGAAGUAUAAGCUCAAGGGGACCAUAAACGAUGUGUUAAACAUGAAAGAUUUGUUGAUUCAAAAGUAUGAAUUUCGAGAGGAAAAUAUUCUGGAGCUCACAGAGGAACAGUCAGACGCCCGACUUAUCCCAACAAAGGCAAACAUCGAGAAUUGCUUGAACUGGCUGGUGAAGGGGUGCCGGUCUGGAGAUUCACUGGUGUUCUUUUACUCCGGACAUGGCUUACGGCAGCCCAAUUUUAAUAAUGAUGAAAGAGAUGGGUUUGACGAAACCAUCUGUCCGGUUGAUUUUCUGAAAGAAGGCAUGAUCCUCGAUGAUGACAUUUACGCCACCAUUGUUAAGCCGCUGCCAGAGGGUGUCACCCUUCAUGCCAUUAUUGAUGCUUGCCAUAGUGGAACUGUUCUUGAUCUAGAGCACGUCUAUGAUAGAGAAAAAGGAAAGUGGAUUGAUAACAGUCCUCCAUCAGGUGUGAGGAAACAAACAAGUGGUGGCAAAGCAUAUUCUAUCAGUGCUUGCAAAGAUAACCAGGUUGCUACUGACACAUCGGUUUUUAGUUCCAAGUCAAUGUAUGGAGCAAUGACGUUUGUUUUAAUAGAGGUUGUGAGAGGAAGGCCGAGUAUAACAUACGGGGAAUUACUUGACCUGAUGCAAGAGCGAAUUGAACAAGCAAACCAAGAAGGGUGCCUCGGUGGUUCAAGAAUAUUAAGCAGAAUUUUUGGCCCCAAUCUCACACAGAAGCCUCUACUUUCAGCUUCUGAAGAGUUUCCCGUUUACGAGAGGACAUUUGAACUAUAACUGAUACGUAGUGGAUCCCCUAUUGAAGCAACGGAUGUCAUGGAUUUUGCAAGGAGUGUUUGAGAGCAGAAGCUUUCAUUCAUUUUCGAUCUUCAAGCAAUACUGCGAUAAAGUUCACAUGGUUAAUGGAUACCUUUGUACAAUGUAUACUUCACAUCUUUGUUUCCCUUGCACGAUAACAGAAAUAAACUUCUGAAUUCUGAUAACAACAAGAGUUUUUAUUAUUUAACGAAUAGUUACCGGGAAAUAAACAAUUUAAAUUAGAUUUAUCAAGAAAAGAGAUGAAAAACUACGAAAUUAAGGAAAAUGAAAAGAAAAGUUGAAGAUGGUACUGCCGCUAUCGUUUUGGUGUUGGGUUGGAGCCAAGAUCUUGCCUCAUACACUUCUGAUGUAAGGUAAAAAAAAAUUGAGAGAGCUGAUUGUUUUGUAUCUGCCUCUUGAAAAUUUGUAAUAUUUAGAAUGGUCUGAUCCUUGUAAAAGUAACGUCCAAGCAAAGGGUAACAACUGUGUUUGUACGUAAUAAAGGAACAUUCUGUCUCCGCCUGC
This is a messenger RNA of Durio zibethinus, 1766 nucleotides long. Its product is annotated as metacaspase-1-like. Gene Ontology annotation, biological process: proteolysis. The record is from RefSeq and is a predicted model, not a curated record. NCBI's taxonomy places the organism in Eukaryota, Viridiplantae, Streptophyta, Magnoliopsida, Malvales, Malvaceae. Gene Ontology annotation, molecular function: cysteine-type endopeptidase activity. Gene Ontology annotation, cellular component: cytoplasm.